This is a messenger RNA of Mauremys mutica (yellowpond turtle), 6460 nucleotides long. Its product is annotated as protein FAM47E-like. The record is from RefSeq and is a predicted model, not a curated record. The coding region runs from base 467 to 1747 and encodes 426 amino acids. The transcript is spliced from 8 exons. Lineage: Eukaryota; Metazoa; Chordata; Testudines; Geoemydidae.
UCAACAUAACAAAAUGUCCCACGGGCCGCCAGCGGAUUACUCUGAUGGGCCGUGUGCCAAAGGUUGCAGAUCCCUGAGCUACAGUACAUACAUGCUUAUACAAAACUAGCAUUGUAAUUCUGAGCUCUAGAUUAGAAACCUGAGCCAAAAGAACAAACUAGCUGUAUAUGAGGAAAUUCCCCAAUCAUUUGUUUCUAGGACAUAAGCAGCUGCAAGAUACAGCUGUGCAACCUGUACCCUUUAUGGUCAGACAAGACCCUAGUGCCUGCUGCCCUCCAGGAUGAAGGAGACACAGACUUGUCUCAGCAAUCCUUGAGUCUCUGUGGGGAAGUCCCAGUUUCCUUAUGGACCUAACAAUGUUCCACUCUUCACAACUGAAACUACAGAGCCUGACAGGGAUUUCCACAGCCGCUUCCGCUUUCCUGUGUGGCCAUGACCUCCCCCCCACAGCUACGCUGCAUGGAAAAUGGACAUAUUACCCUUGUACCAGAAGAAAAUGCCGUCUAAGUACUUUCAAGAACACAACAAACGGAAGUUCUCAGAUUCCCUUAACAGCCAGCGCUGGAGAUUCUUGAAAAGUGGCCUGGAUGAUUUCAGAAGCGGCUUCCCUCCACCGUCUGACAACAUCAUCAUCUGUGGCACAAAGGGGCCUGUACCGAUUGUUCUGCGUAAUCGAGCAUCUGAUGCUUCACACAUGGCCCAGCAGAAGGGAAGUAAAAAGUGCACCAAAACCCAAGUCAGUCCUUCCAAGCUCAGUCCAUUGCAGAAAGCCAGGCGGGCUCACAUUGCACAGACAGAACACUGCCUGAGCCAACACCCCCUAGCACUCUACUCUCACCUGGAAGAAAGCAUCCCUCCAGAGCUUUUCGAAGAGGUUGUGGGCAUCCUGGAUCCUGAGAUGCGCUUGAGUAGUGAAGGUGGAUACGAGGAUUGUGACCGGGGCAGCCACACCCCUCAGCAAGGGCUGUAUCAGCCGGAGGAUGGGAAAAGUAAAGAAGCAUGUCCCAGGUCAUCAGCCCUCAGCAAGGUGUCCAAAGGCAAGAAUCCGCAGUACACCUACCUGUCCAAGAAAGAGGUAGCAGCAAGGGAAAAGGAGGCCAGUCUGAGCUACGUUCCGCCCCUGGAUGAGAACGUAAGGCGAGUGACUAAGGAGUUUUGUGACUGGGUGGAUUCUUUGGGAGGAGAAAAAUACAAAGUGGACGAAGCCACCAUUCUGAGCAUGUUUGACACUGGAUAUGAAACCAAGCUGGUGCUGUCUGUGCCCAUCCAUGUUGUGGAACUAAACAAUGUGCCAGCAGAGCUGAGAAAGUAUAUGGGUGUUUCACCUCCACCAACCGCUGUCAAGAGUCCUCUGCGGAACAGGUGCCGCCCAUGCCUUGCCGAGGAUCCAUCCCAACCAAAAUGGGAGAAGAUCAGGUAUGGAGCCUGGUACCUUGAACCAAAAACAUGGAGAAAACAAAGAGCAAAUGAACCUUUAGAGGAUCCAAAUACAGCAGUGGAUACUGUUCAGAAUUUAAGGAACCAGUUUAGUGAAAAGGAGGCAGAGCUCAUGCAGCUCCAUGGAACACAGGCUUUUAAGGAAUUCCUCGAAAGGAAGGGCUACCGGAAGCCUGAGUUCCUCCUGCAGAUGCUGGCUGCAGGGGAUGCUAAUGGAGCACAAGAGCGGACUUCAAAGGGCUACAAGAAAGAGUCUCUGAAGAGACCCGAGGGGAUCAGAGAAGGAUCUUCCUCCACAAUUGUUAAUUAACACAGAGUUCUGACUUUAUUCACAAGAAACAGAAGCACUGAUGAAACUGCUCCUGGAAGUCCCCAAAAUAGUAAUCUCAAAGAUAGGUUGGUUGUUUCCUUCUUUCGAAAUUGCUAGUCAAAUACAGUUUAAAGAGAACUACUUGGAUUUAUGAAUUCCAGACACAUGCCAGCUGUCCUGGCUGCUCAGCCAUGGUACAGGCUGGCUGGGACACCCGGUUACGUACUAGAGAUUUCGGCUCGACUCUACUGCACUAAUUUAGUUAAGAAUCAUGGUCUGGUUUGUUACUUGCUAAGUACCAAUGUUAUGCUCAGUGCUGUGUUGUCCUUUUCCCGCAAGGAGCUUGCAAUCCAACAACUAGAUAAUUUCUUUAGGUGCAUAAAUGUUACCAAUCUAGGUGUCCCCAAGAGGCAUAGUGUCUCAAACCAAGUCUACGCUAGAAAAGGUUUGCCUUCAGAGGCAGUGUAGCUUAUACCAUUCCCCAAGUGAAAUAAGCUAUACGGCAAAAGCACUUUUAUGAUACUGUCUAUGCUAUGGCUUCUGCUGGUAUAGAAAUUCAUUUUAAAAGAAAAAUCACCUCCUUUAACCAAUGUUGUUAUAUCAGCAAGAGUUCUAGUGUAGACGUGGCCUCAGAGCAGCGUUUCUUCCCUGAUUACUGUUUGCACCAGGCAUAGGUACUGGAAGGAGAGGUGCAGGGGGUGCUGCAGCACCCCCAGGUUUUGUGCCCACCGGCCCCGCAUCCCUGCCAUCUGCCAUCCCGGUCACCAGCCCCUGCCACCCGCUGUCCUGGCCACCAUCCCUGCUGCCACCCAGGGGCUCCGCUGCCAGCCCUGGGUCCUGCUCAGUGACCCACCCCAGGUUCUGCUCGGCCACUGACCCCAUGCCCCAGGGCUCCGCUGCCGGCCCAGAGUCCCGCUCAGCCACUGUCCUCAGGGGCUGCACUGCUGGCCCCAAGGUCUCACCCAGCCACCAGCCCUGGAUGCAGGGUCCUGGCCGCUGGCCCCAAAGUCCUGUCCACUGACCCCUGGAUCCUGGCCACUGGUCCCUGGGUCCUGGCCGCCAGCCCUGGGAUCCUGGCCCCGCAUGAGAGGUCUCGGCUGCUGGCCCCCAGCCUGGGCCUUCGCACCCUCCUCUAGCUGUGGACUCAGCCUGCACCGCCUUAUCCCGUCUGCGUCCCCCUUCCCGGAGCCACGGCCCUGCUCCUGGCCCCAGCUCUAGGGGGUGGUGAGGGGCACAGACAGGGGCAAGAGGGGUUCAGCUCUGCACCCCCACUCCAAAAACUGUUCUGACGCCGCCGGCACCAGAAGGAGGGGAAUGUAGACAUUUGUGGCUGGCCUAUAUGCCUGCAGCUCCCAGUGGGGCAGUGCAGCUCUGCAUCACCUCCUGUGUUUUACAGGCACAUUAGAGGGAAGCAGAGGAGGGAGAACGAAGGAGGAAGGAAUAAUUUUGUGAGAGGAAGAAAGCUGGAAGAGCAGAGUAACUGGCUGAGGGGAGCUCUGGGGACAGAGCUGAAUGCAGAAUGUGCAUUACAUUAUAGUCCCUUAAUGUGCUUUUUUCCUUGCAGAUUUUUACUGCCAUCUGGCCUGGCCAGCCUUGGUUGAUCUCUGUUGUCCACACUUGGUUCGCUGCAGUCUGGCAGCGUCUUUGAGGAGCAGGGCCCUAUUCAAUUAAUCUUGAUGUACAUUUCAGUCUUUACUGCAGAUUGUCCAGCCAACCCUGCUUCCAGCUUUGGAAUAAGUGUAGAUUUCCCUUUACUGAAAGGGUCUCUAAAAAGCUAGCAAAAAUCUCUUUGUUAGUCUCAAACUAGUGAGAGCAGCACCACACGGUUACAAAUUAGCAUGAGGACAACAAACUCACCGCCCUGGAGUAUUUAGAGCAGGUGAGCAUAGGACGCCAUCAGUUUGUUAAAAAGCCAAGCUCUGAAUACUUUGUGCAGUGUCUAGGGACAAAAAUAGCUCUGGUCAAUACAUCCCUGUGCAUCCUGAUACAGAAAUUAUUGCAAAUGGGAGAUGCCCUGGAAAAGAACCGUGUCUGAUCUUAUAGGCCAAUGGUAGAGAAGUCAGGAGGGGGCACCACCCACUACAGUGGUGGCAGCAUCAGCAGGAAGUCCUGCCUCACUGAAUUGCUUAGAUAAAGAACAGAGAUGGAAUAUUUUCUUCAUGACAAUCAUGUCUAUUACAUCAGACACAAUUACUCACAUAUAGCCUAGUCCCACAAGCUACACAGUGAUCUAAAGUCUUUGCCAAGCAAUGUAUCCGCCAUCAAUGUUCCUCUCCCAAAAUUCGCUAGGCAGCACCUAAACGCUUUCCUCCUCUAACACUAACAGAGACCUAGGAGGGCCUGUGUUAUAAACAGCCCCAGACUGCUCCUCUUCCCAGCAUGUUGUGCUAAGAGGAGAUGAACUGUUUCCUCCCUCUUUCAAUAGUCAGGGAAGGACCAAUCUCUCGGCCUGUUUUCUGUUUGGCUGGUUUGUUUGCUUGGUUGGUGCUUUUUGCCUAAACCCAGGCCACCCCUGUCUGAUAACGAGGCCGAGGCCGGGGGAAUCUGAGGUCUAGAUACCCCUCCUUCAGUCUCAGAGUCCUAAAUAAACAAUUUGGAGGGACUCAGUCCUGCUUUCUUAAAAAUGUGGAGUGAAAUCCUGGUGCUAUUGAAGUCAAUGGGGCCAGGAUUUCACCCAUGGCCUUUCCUACCUGCCAGGGAUGGCUUGCUGUGUUACAAAUGCUUAUUAAAACAGAAGAGAGGGUCUGAGCAUGUAAACCUGCUAGAAAAAGCCUCCUGUUCCUCUUUACUUUGCUUUCCCCCACCCCCCAGAUGAGAUUCCUCUGUUGGUAUUACUGGGUGCCCCAAACUGUGCUUCAGUAGGGAUUUGGGGACCUAGGCUCCAGUUCUGCUCCCUUGGAAAUAAAAGGGAAAACUCCCAUGGACUUCACAGAAGCAGUAUAGGGUUUCUAGUGAGUGAUGUGGAGGUAACCUAGUGAGUGUGGGCUUGUUGCAUGUCUUCUGGGACUGUCCUGUUUACUGAAACCAAAUUUGUGCCUUCUUCUAACCCCAUUUUAUUGGGCAUAGUAUUCUGGGUGGGUUUUUUACACUCUCUGAGAGCACGUGCUCUCCUCUGGCUGUGUAGCACCAGCUAUGAGAACAGUUAUUCCUACAUUUUCAAAGCAUGGCACCAGCUUUUGCCCAUGAGACUUGCUGUAAAGUCCACUUGAAUCCCCCUAGGAGGAGGGACCAUUCUCUGAGCCCAGGUGGGCAGAGACAGACUGUGCCCACCCCUCCCACCGGAAGUUAAGAGGCGGAACAGGAAGUAUAAAGGGCAGGUCCUGGACCUCAGUUGGGCGGCAGCUGCCAGAGGAGACAGACACCUCCUGACCAUUCCUGAGGCUGGAAACCGAAGAGGAGCCCUGCCGAGCUGAGGGCUGGCUAGAGCUGCCAGCCGACUGAGGCGUCACUGGGACUGCCGCUGGCCAUCUACCCUGGAGAAACCGUCAACACCCACGCCUACAGGUACACCCCACGGGGAGGAAGUGGCCCAGCGACGGCCGACUCCAGUGCUGCCUGAAACCUGGUCGGUGUGUUGCGGCCAGGAUCCCCACUGACCUCUGCCACUGUUAGGGCCCUGUGCUGGGACAGGGUCUCUCCCUCCCCCCUCGACUUUAGGCCAAGAGGCCUGCAUUUAUCAGCCACCCCCCCAGAGCCAGGACACCCAACUAUUUGGUGCUCUGCACCUGCCUGCUCUGAACGUUUACUGCUCUGCCCCUUAUAGCCGGAGCCCCUUCAGACGGUGAGUCCGCUCCACCCCGGAGUCUCACGCCAGCCUUUGCUAACUCCCCAACUGCGGGCAGCGCCCACUAAUGUAGUGAGGCAGACUGGCCUCCCACUAACCCAGAGGAGGGACCACCGCUAGCCCACUACACUCUGGCACACAGGAAGUCUGUGGCAGAGCAGGGAAUUGAACUCAGGUGUCCCAAGGCCUAGGCUGGUGCCCUAACCACUGGACUGUCCAUCCUCAGUCUCAUUCAAGUGUGACUCCCAGGCAUACCCAAAACUCCCACUCUCUUAAAGGCCUUACUCUGACAUAUGUUACCACUAGGAAUUUGUUGACAGUCAGGAAGGACUACAGUGGAUGCUAAGCCCUGCCAUGAGACAAGGAAUAUUGAACUUUUGUAACCCUGACCUUAACAGGUGACUGGAGUCCAGAAAUAAAGUUCAGUUUCUUCCCAGUACUUUUGUGUGUCACAAAGCUCCUACAUGCUUAAUACACUGCCAUUAGCAAAGGCCCAGAAUCUCACAACAAGAUGCUCCAAGUUCCUGUGUCCACAUUUUAGCCCCCAAAUAAGUGGUCUGGCUUUCAGAAGUACUGCGUACCCAGAAAGUCACUGACGUCAAGAGUGCUUUCUCUUUAACCAUGUCAGGACAGUACACUAUAGCAAUAUUUGAUCUUGAAGGCUUUCUUCCUCCUUUAUGUGUUUUUUAUUUCUUAAUUAAUCUGAUGAACUAUCUUAUUUCAUAACGUGGAAAAAAUAAAAUUGGACAUGUAUGCCAUUUAAUGUCAGGCUGUGAUAUAAAUUGGCUCAAAAGGCUAUUUUAAUCUUCUGUAGCCUCUGAUUUUGUUGAUCAAGUCUGGGUGCUACAAAGGUGGUUGUCUCGUUGGUAGGGAAGGUGUUUUGGAUUUGAAGUGGCAGCCCUGAUGACAAGCACUGUUUUGGUUUCUAU